UAGCACAGAGCCAGCCUCCAACCACACUCUGUUCCUGCCUGCUCGCUCUGUGGCUCUGUAGGGGUAAACUCAGGUUGGGAAGCUUCAUGAUUACAGCACAAGGACAGCAAAUAAAAGCCAACCAAAACAAAGCGCUCCGUGUGUCACCUGGUGGAGGACGCGGCUGUCUGUCUGUCCGUGCAGGAGCAUCUCUGAUCCGCGUGAAAACACAGGACAAAACAGAGCAAGAUGUCAGCCAGAGGAGGAAAGAAGAAGGCCACCAAGCUGUCCCGUUCAGCCAGGGCGGGUGUCAUCUUCCCCGUGGGAAGGAUGAUGAGGUACCUGCGCACCGGCACGCACAAAUACCGCAUUGGCAUGGGGGCGCCCGUCUACAUGGCAGCAGUCAUCGAGUACCUGGCAGCUGAGAUCUUGGAGUUGGCGGGAAACGCAGCACGGGACAACAAGAAAGGCAGAAUAACUCCCAGGCACAUCAAGCUGGCUGUGGCCAAUGACGAGGAGCUCAACCAGCUUCUGCGGGGGGUGACCAUAUCAAAUGGAGGAGUUCUGCCUCGGAUCCACCCAGAGCUGCUCUCCAAGAAGAGGGGAAGCCGGGUGAAAACGGACAGCCAGGCGUCCGUCCCCGAGAAGAAGACAGAACGCUCAAAGAGCAAGAAACCCGUCAAAACCUUCAAAAAGGUUAAAGGCAAACGAGGGCGCAAGCCAAAGAACACCGAAGAGUCUGUACCGAACUCCACAGUGGAAGACGGUCCUGGAGAUGGAUUCACCAUCCUGUCAGCAAAGAGCCUGUUCCUUGGACAAAAGCUUUCACUAACAGAGAGUGAAAUCAGCAAAAUCGGAACAAUCAAAGUGGAGGGGAUAAUUAACCCGACAAACGCAGAGAUGGACCUCAAAGAUGGAGUUGGCAACGCCCUCGAGAAAGUUGGAGGCCGGGAGUUCCUGGACACAGUCAAGGAGCUGCGGAAAGCACAGGGGCCUCUGGAGGUGUCAUCAGUGGCAGUGAGCCAGGCCAAUGGGAUGGCAGCCCGCUUCAUCAUCCACUGUAACGUCCCUCAGUGGGGUUCAGAGAAGUGUGAGGACCAGCUAGAGAAGACGGUGAAGAACUGCCUCUCAGCAGCAGAGGAGAAGAAGCUCAAGUCCGUGGCUUUCCCUUCACUUCCUGCUGGACGGAACGGAUUCCCAAAACAAACGGCCGCCCAGCUCAUCCUCAAGGCCAUCUCCAACCAUUUUGUGUCGUCCACCAGCUCCUCCCUGAAAAACAUUUACUUUGUUCUGUUUGACAGUGAGAGCAUUGGGAUAUACCUUCAGGAAAUGGCCAAGCUGGACGCCAAGUGAGGAUUCUCGAUUUCAGGGGGUUUGAUUUUCUAACUGUUGUUUGUUGCAGGUGGUGUAGAUAGGUGACAUGACAGUCAGGGGGUUUGAUGUGGAAUCUGUGUUGGUUAAAAGAGGAAAAAAAAAUCUGUGUGAGUGGAGUGCUGUUUCACAUUUAUGUUCCACUGUCCCUUCAACAGAGUGCAUUCUUUAUAGAUUAGAUCAUUUCAGUCCGUAUGGUUUCCUUGUUUCAAUGAUGUUUUUACAUUCCAUGUACAAAUAUAACCGUUUUCCUGGCCUCUGUAGUUUCUGAUACAGUUAGUUUACUAAAAAAUCUGUGGUUCUCAUUCUGCUUUGAAAUAAAAACUCAGAUGUUUUACACCAGA
Messenger RNA from Sebastes umbrosus (honeycomb rockfish), 1694 nucleotides. Its product is annotated as core histone macro-H2A.2. Gene Ontology annotation, molecular function: DNA binding; protein heterodimerization activity; structural constituent of chromatin. The transcript has 9 exons. The record is from RefSeq and is a predicted model, not a curated record. Bases 229 to 1332 code for a protein of 367 amino acids. Gene Ontology annotation, cellular component: nucleosome. Gene Ontology annotation, biological process: nucleosome assembly. Lineage: Eukaryota; Metazoa; Chordata; Actinopteri; Perciformes; Sebastidae.